Anthostomella pinea is the source of this 1116-nucleotide messenger RNA. Lineage: Eukaryota; Fungi; Ascomycota; Sordariomycetes; Xylariales; Xylariaceae. The record is from the annotation of a GenBank genome assembly.
AUGGCGCGACUGACACAUGAGCCCAUAACGCCGCGGCGGAGCGUGUCCAACCCAAACUCGCUGACGGACCUCAACCGACUAUUGGCCCGUCUACAACAGAGCAUUCUGCACGCCGACGCCGAGCGCGAGCGCAGACUGCGGUCGAGCCAGUACGAACGCAAUAGGGUCGGGACACUGGCUAACACGGGGCUUGUGCCCAUCGCGCAACAGAACCUCGAAUACGCCCGAACCCUCCUCACGAAGCUGGAACAGGAUGCCCUGGGCGUCAAGGUGCACGCGCGGCGGAAGGACAUGCAGGCGGACCUGGACCGCAAGCGCGACGUCUUCGAGCGCGUGAGUGAGCGGCUGCGCGAGCUCGAGGACGCCGCCAUCGAUAGCGACGACGACAGCUCCGACGGCGAGGACCUGCUGGGCGCUGUCGCCACGCCGAGCCAGAGCCAGAGCUCCGACUCGAAUCACCAGCGGGAUGACUUUGGGAGUAUAGCGGAAGAGGAGGGGGAAGAGGAGGAGGAUGCAGAUCAGACGGUCUUGCCCGAGCCGAGAAGGCAGAGCACUACUGCGCCUACGUAUAACAGUAGCGAGGCCCCUCGCGCUUCGGGUACGGAUUUGGAUAGAUAUACGACUACUACAACAUCACAAACCCUGCGCACUCGAAAUACGUCCACCAGCUCCCAACCCAUCGCCGACACUGCCUCCAGCAGCGCGCUGCGCAACGAACUCUUCGCCGGCGCCCGUCCCAAAGCCACCACCACCACCGCAUCUACAACCGACCUCGCCACCACCACCACAACCACGGCCGAGGCGGUCCUGGACCUCCAGCGCGCGGAGCAGGACCGGCUGACGGAGUCGAUGGUGGGCAUGGCGCGCGCGCUCAAGGAGUCUACGCACCGGUUCUCGUCGGCGCUGGCCGAGGACGACGAGGUGCUGGCGGCGGCGGGACAGGGCCUCGACGCCAGCGAGAGGGGUAUGGUCACCGUGUCGGGCCGCCUGGGCUCCCUGCGCCGCCUGACCGAGGGCGAGGGCUGGUGGGGCCGCAUGCUGCUGUACUUGUGGAUCGCGGGGCUGGCGGUCGUGGCGCUGGUGCUGGUUUUUGUUUUGCCGAAGUUGAGGUUCUGA